AGAUUACAUAAUUGUCAUUCGUCUCACGUUCACUUUUGAAUAUAACACGGCGAAUGCUCUGUAUAACAUUGAAUACAUGUUAAAGCAAAUGGUGAUUUUCUAGCUAACUGGUAUAUCUAUUUUUACGGUGGGCAACAUGUCAGGGGUUAGUAGAAGAUUACCAAAUGUUAUCCGAGCAUGCCGCGGCUUAGUAAGGGCCAUGCCAGUUAAGCGGGCACUUUGGAAGGAUGUGCAACAUGGACUCGAUCCCAAAUUUUCUCCACUUAGUUUACCCGUCAGAGGAGUAAAACAUCGAGCGAUACAGUUCAAAAAGGCUCCAUUGGACUACCCGCCGGUGACUGGGUCUGAUCACUGGAGACGGAAGUUACGUACGACGUUCAGAUGUUUCGACACAAACGGUGACGGCUACGUUUCAAAAGAAGACUUCGUGAUAAGUGCGAAACGCUGUGCCCAGUAUUUGGGCCUUAACGAUGAAAGAACACAGUGUGUUCUCAACCAACGCACUCGAAUCUGGGGAAUUAUUCCUAAGGGCGCAGAUGCUUCUAAAAUAUCAGAGGACGACUACGUUAAUGGUGGACUAACGGUGUUUAACCAACACAGCUUCCGACAGGAGUUUCUCCCCAUGGUGAUAACUGAGGAUUUUAAUGCCAUGGACAUUGAUGGAGAUGGAAUCAUUUCCCAUGAAGAGCACAAGGCUUUUUUCUACAGCUUAAACAUCCCCGUGGAAAUGUCGAAGAAAAUAUUUGACGUUAUGGACAUCGACAAAGAUGGCUUGAUAACCAUUGACGAAUUUGCACAUGCCAUGACGGAAUUCUUGUUAACCGAGGACCAAGAUAACGCAUAUAGCGGUUUUUUUGGUCCACUGGCUGAUUAACAAAAUAUUAAGCGAGCAGGCAUGUCAAAUUAUAACCACUCAGCCUGAAUUCCCCCCUAACCAAGGCCACAAACAAUGUAUACAAAUGGGUUUUCGAUCCAUUUGCUGAUUAAAGCAACUGCUACUCCUUUGAUAAACGAUUUACGAUGCAGUCUUCAUAUUAAACCUUUUUAAACAGAAAUGUGUUGUAUGAAAAGUGUUUUUAUUGAUAAUCAACAGACUGGCUUGCAAUGUUGACCUUGCAAUGUUGGCCUUGCGUGCUGUUUUAAAGUAUUAUUAUUAUUAUUAUUAUUAUUAGUAGUAGUAGUAGUAGUAGUAGUAGUAAUACAUGUAGUAGUACUAAAAUGGAAGGAGGGACACGUUUGCUUCCUUAUUAUUCAAUGACAUGUCUUGGAUUGAUGUGCCAUGCAAAGAAAGAAAAAAAUACAAUAAACCUUAUCACAAUCAUCAUAUUAAUUAUAAUACACAGUCAAUGACU
Messenger RNA from Lingula anatina, 1352 nucleotides. Its product is annotated as sarcoplasmic calcium-binding protein. Lineage: Eukaryota; Metazoa; Brachiopoda; Lingulata; Lingulida; Lingulidae. Gene Ontology annotation, molecular function: calcium ion binding; protein binding. The record is from RefSeq and is a predicted model, not a curated record.